Messenger RNA from Tremella mesenterica DSM 1558, 2117 nucleotides. RefSeq lists its product as uncharacterized. Lineage: Eukaryota; Fungi; Basidiomycota; Tremellomycetes; Tremellales; Tremellaceae. The record is from RefSeq and is a predicted model, not a curated record. Gene Ontology annotation, molecular function: nuclear import signal receptor activity; protein binding. Gene Ontology annotation, biological process: NLS-bearing protein import into nucleus. The transcript has 10 exons. Gene Ontology annotation, cellular component: cytoplasm; nucleus; nucleoplasm. Bases 77 to 1675 code for a protein of 532 amino acids.
CAUCUUUGCCUUUGGAAACUUGUGCGACGCUCCUAUACACUAUCACAUUCCUUCCCUUCUCAUACACUCAUUCAUCAUGGAGCGUAACUUGGAACAUAGAAAGAACAACUUCAAAGGCAAGACCAACUUUGCGGCUGACCAGCUGCGUAGACGUCGUGAAGAGCAGCAAGUCGAGAUCAGGAGGCAGAAGCGUGAAGAGAAUAUCGCCAAGAGGCGUAACUUUCAUCCAGUCUUGGAGGAUGAUCUCGACUCGGAUGAAGAUGUCGAGCUUGGUUCUGCUGCCCUGGGCGAGACGCUGCCCCAGAUGUUGGCAGCUGUCUUGAGUCAGGAUCCUAAUGCGCAAUUGGAAGCGACCAUGAAAUUUCGCAAACUGCUGUCCAAGGAGAAAAGUCCACCCAUCGAUCGAGUCAUCGAGUGCGGAGUUGUUCCUCGCUUUGUGGAGUUUUUGCAGAGCAACAAUGCCAUGAUACAGUUUGAAGCGGCUUGGGCUUUGACCAACAUUGCUUCUGGCACUUCUCAACACACUCAUACUGUCAUCGAAGCUGGUGCUGUCCCACACUUCAUCAAACUCCUCUCGUCCCCUGUCAUCGACGUCCGGGAACAAGCGGUUUGGGCUUUGGGAAACAUUGCCGGUGACUCGCCCAAAUGUCGGGAUUACGUCCUUGAAACUGGCGCUCUCGAACCCCUUCUCAUGCUCCUCAAUGAAGAUCAUAAACUGUCAAUGUUAAGGAAUGCUACUUGGACUCUGAGCAAUUUCUGCCGUGGAAAAAAUCCUCAACCCAAAUGGAAAAAGAUCGCUCCGGCUCUUUCUGUCCUUACAAAACUCAUCUAUUCCCUUGAUGACGAAGUCUUGAUCGAUGCUUGUUGGGCCAUCUCUUAUCUUUCCGACGGUACCAAUGACAAGAUCCAAGCUGUCAUCGAAAGUGGUGUGUGCCGUCGAUUGGUCGAUCUCCUCAUGCACCCGUCCACCGCGGUUCAAACUCCAGCUCUACGAUCUGUGGGUAAUAUCGUCACCGGUGAUGACCUGCAAACCCAAGUGGUCAUCUCUUCUGGUGCCUUGUCAGCUCUCCUGAGCUUGCUAUCAUCUCCCAAGGAUGGUAUUCGCAAGGAAGCAUGCUGGACUAUUUCCAACAUCACCGCAGGUUCUCCGCUGCAGAUUCAGGCUGUCAUUGACGCAAACAUCAUUCCCCCUCUCAUCAACAUCCUCCAGAACGCCGAUUUCAAAACUCGUAAAGAAGCAUGUUGGGCCAUCUCGAAUGCGACUUCCGGUGGACUUCAAGAACCAAAUCAAAUUCGAUAUCUCGUCAGUCAAGGUUGUAUCAAACCCAUGUGCGACCUUCUUGGAACGAUGGACAACAAGAUUAUCCAGGUCGCGCUUGACGGAUUGGAGAAUAUUCUCAAAGUUGGAGAGAUCGAUAAAGAAGCGGCGGGUCCAGGUGGUGUCAACAAAUAUGCUCAGUACAUCGAGGAGGCGGGCGGUAUGGUCGCCAUUCAUAAUCUUCAACAUCACGAGAAUUUGGAGAUUUACAAGAAAUGUUUCUACAUCAUGGACAAAUUCUUCCCAGACGAUGAAGAAGAAGAGGCAGGUGCUGCUCCCGCUGUGGACGCCAGCGGACAAUACGCCUUCCAAAGUGACGUUGCCGUUCCUCAUGGAGGUUUCAACUUUACCUCGUGACAAUGAAUGCCCGACCUUUCACAUUGACCAUGUCCAUCAAUGACAUGCGCUGUACUUCCUACUCCGUACCGAAUCCUUUACCCGAUAAACAAUCUGUACAUCCCAAUCGCUCUUUCCAACCCAUAAGCAUCGACCGUCGCGUAUAGUGACCCGGCCCUUCCUUCACCAUCCCCGAUAUUUGACUUCCACUGUAUGACUUCCUCACCUGUCUCUCAAUUACACAAAUUCAUCUUCCCAUCGUGGUCCCUUUGAACAUGUCCCUCACUAGCAACAAUCAGCAUCGACGUAGGCAAUAGCCGCGUCGUCCCACACUUCACCCGGUACGAUCUGGAAAAGUCGAGUUUGUCUUGAUAACGACCGUCUGCGCAUGUAGAUGGAACAUAUGCAACAUAUAUCGAGAAAUGAAUACAUGACGUGUGUUGGUAUGCAAUGCGUCCAUAAU